Messenger RNA from Neohortaea acidophila, 1298 nucleotides. RefSeq lists its product as uncharacterized. The transcript is spliced from 3 exons. NCBI's taxonomy places the organism in Eukaryota, Fungi, Ascomycota, Dothideomycetes, Mycosphaerellales, Teratosphaeriaceae. Bases 19 to 1152 code for a protein of 377 amino acids. The record is from RefSeq and is a predicted model, not a curated record.
GCCCAGUCCAUCAGCCACAUGCACCGCGAGGGGCUUCUACGGCAUGCUUUCACGCCGACGCUCUUGGCCGCUUGGAAUGAGGAUGUAGCGUGUCGAUUUGGAGGUAAGAAGAGCCGGUCCAGGCUUGUUACGCCCGUAAGGCUUUCUUUGCCUCCGCCUGCCAACAGUCUGGACCACUUCGAACGUCUCCUUAACUACCCCGUGUUAUACCGCUCUCCUGUACCUCACGCCAAGAUGAAGCUACCCGCGCUUUCAGUCCUCCUUGCUCUUGCCGUCACGGUAUCGUGUGCUCGCAAACCAUCGUCCCGCACCACCUCUACCACCACCACUACAGGCACCGCGAUUCCGACAAGCACCCAGCUCACCGGAUUGGGAGCUGCUGCUGGUGCUGUGCUCGCGCCGUUCUCAGGCGCAUUAGCUGCAGAAGUAGUACCCAGCAAUGGCUCUUCAUAUGGCAACGUAACGGUCUCUGGGGCGGGCGACUCUGGAAACUACACUGGACCAGGCAAGAUCGGGUCAGGCAUCGGGCUGGGCAGUGGUUCUCCACAUGGUACUUAUGCCGUUGCGCUCACAGCGGCGGCGGUCACGAGGGCAAAUGCUACGAAUAUCAAGGUCACCUCUUCGUCUUUUGGCAAUUCGAGCACGUUCAGGACUGCCAAGGGCAUGGUCACGCUUUCCUACGCCGAAUCGCGCAGUAUUGCUCAAUCUUCGCAGGGCGACUACGCUGUAUACUGGGCUUGGGCAGCAAGCGUGUCGGGGCCAGACGGACAUUACAUCCACGGCGACCACGGCGGGUGGCACAAAGGCCAAGCGACCGGCAACGCCGGAUACAGCAACUCCUCCCUCCAAAUUCUCGCCAGCGGUGUUGGCGUAGAAGUCCGAGUCGGCGACACAGGCCCGGCGAUUCCACCUCCAACCUUCAACCCGUUCCCCCCGGCCGCUUCCAUCCAAUUCAGCUGCACAAGUCCGUAUUCAAAUGGACUUCCCGGGGCUGGAGGUGCACUCGGUGUGUCUGCCAGUGCGCCAGGUGAUUUCGGCACAUAUGCCACCGCCUAUAGCACUGGCAGUCCUUACAUGCAGCCCUUUAGCUCUGCUUAUGCUUACGGGAACGGCGAUGCUAGUAGUGCGCAGACGGGAUACGAUGGGCCCUAGCUAGUAGGGAGUUGACAGUGUGGUUGGCUUUGAUACUGAAUAUGCCUGAAGAGGGCAUCGGGUUGGAGUGCACUGGGAUCGAGCUCAGGCAUGCUGCCAUACGGCUGCUCCUGGAAGUUGGAAGUAGUCAGUGGCUUGAUCGAAUG